AUGAUUGUUAAGAUUGCUGCUGCCAAUACUACGAAUACGAUCAGUAUGAUUUUUUCCAAUGUUGUGGUCAAGAAUAUGCCGUCUCCUGAUAUGCUGGUUACGGUAGUUAAAACUGAUGCU
This is a messenger RNA of Acaulospora colombiana, 120 nucleotides long. The record is from the annotation of a GenBank genome assembly. Lineage: Eukaryota; Fungi; Glomeromycota; Glomeromycetes; Diversisporales; Acaulosporaceae.